Messenger RNA from Macadamia integrifolia, 1173 nucleotides. Its product is annotated as L-ascorbate peroxidase 2, cytosolic-like. Bases 155 to 907 code for a protein of 250 amino acids. Gene Ontology annotation, molecular function: heme binding; peroxidase activity. Lineage: Eukaryota; Viridiplantae; Streptophyta; Magnoliopsida; Proteales; Proteaceae. The transcript is spliced from 10 exons. The record is from RefSeq and is a predicted model, not a curated record. Gene Ontology annotation, biological process: response to reactive oxygen species; hydrogen peroxide catabolic process; cellular response to oxidative stress.
AUCCAACGGUGCUUAUUUCAGUUAUUAGAAACUUCAAAAACUGGAACCCUUUAAAUAGGAGUGACUUGCCUUCUGUUCUGGUCUUGUCUCCUUCUUUGCUUCAUUUUCGCUGUCCUGUUCUUCAAGUUUCGCAGGUUUUAAGGAAAUCGAAGCCAUGGUAAAGGUCUACCCUACCGUGAGUCAGGAAUACCUCAAGGCUGUUGAGAAAUGCAAGAGGAAGCUCAGAGGACUCAUCGCUGAGAAGAACUGCGCUCCGAUUGUUGUCCGAUUGGCAUGGCAUUCGGCUGGGACUUACGAUGUGAACACUAAGACUGGAGGUCCCUUUGGAACUAUGAGGCACCCUGAAGAGCAAGGUCAUGGAUCAAACAGGGGUCUCGACAUUGCUGUCAGGCUUCUUCAACCUAUCAAGGAUCAGUUCCCAAUCUUAUCUUACGCAGAUUUCGUUCAGUUGGCUGGAGUUGUUGGCGUGGAAGUGACCGGAGGACCUGAAAUUCCUUUCCAUCCCGGUAGAGAGGACAAGCCUGAGCCACCCCCAGAAGGCCGUCUGCCUGAUGCCACCAAGGGUUCGGACCAUUUGAGGGAUGUCUUCGGACACAUGGGUCUUAGCGACAAGGAAAUUGUUGUUCUUUCCGGGGCCCACACCCUGGGAAGAUGCCACAAUGAGCGCUCUGGGUUCGAAGGACUCUGGACCUCAAACCCGCUCAUCUUUGACAACUCCUACUUCACGGAACUGAUUACUGGAGAGAAGGAAGGCCUUCUACAGCUGCCAACUGAUAAGGUCCUUGUAGAAGACCCAUCCUUCCGCCCUUGGGUUGAGAAAUAUGCUGCGGAUGAGGAUGCAUUCUUUGAGGACUACGUUGAAGCCCAUCUGGCUCUUUCUGAGCUUGGGUUUGCUGAUGCUGAGUGAGAUGCUAAAAGCAAUAUUGGGCCAGUCACCAGUGGACUUGUGCGUCUUUUUCUUCUUUUUAUUUUUUGAUAUUGGAUACACUAGUUUAGGUGGUUGGGCAAAUAUUGUUGGGGGAUUUUGGUUAAUACCGAUUUGGUAUUAUCCAUUUUUCUGGGCCUGCAAAUGAAGAUGUACUGUGUUUUUUGCAUUAUGGUCGCCACUAUGAGGUUAAAUAAGAAAGAAGUGGCAGAAAUAUAUAUAAUCAUUGAAAGUUUGGUUUGGUGACA